CCAGCGCGGGGCUGAAUGGCCGACCCCGACGCGGCCGGUGUGGCGGAGGUUGCUGUUCGGCUCCGCGAGCCCAGGUGACCCGCCCUCCUCCGGCCUGAACCCCUCGGCCCGAGCUCGUGCGGGAGGAGCCGGCCUGUGAGGGGAGCGGAAACCCCGCCGGCCUGAGCUCUUUCCCUGGCAGCCGCGGCUCUUUCCCUGGGACAAUAUGUUCAAGAGAAUGGCGGAAUUUGGACCUGACUCCGGCGGGAGAGUGAAGGGGGUUACCAUCGUUAAGCCAAUAGUUUAUGGUAAUGUUGCCCGGUAUUUUGGAAAGAAGAGAGAAGAAGACGGACACACUCACCAGUGGACAGUGUAUGUAAAGCCAUACAGAAAUGAGGAUAUGUCAGCUUAUGUGAAGAAAAUCCAGUUUAAAUUACAUGAAAGCUAUGGCAAUCCUUUAAGAGUGGUUACUAAGCCUCCAUAUGAAAUCACUGAAACAGGAUGGGGUGAAUUUGAAAUAAUCAUCAAAAUAUUUUUCAUUGACCCUAAUGAAAGACCUGUGACUCUGUAUCACUUACUGAAGCUGUUCCAGUCCGACACCAACGCCAUGUUGGGGAAAAAGACAGUGGUUUCAGAGUUCUACGAUGAAAUGAUAUUUCAAGACCCGACGGCAAUGAUGCAGCAACUGUUAACAACGUCUCGCCAGCUGACGCUGGGAGCCUAUAAGCACGAAACAGAGUUUGCAGAACUUGAAGUGAAAACCAGAGAAAAACUAGAAGCUGCCAAGAAAAAAACAAGCUUUGAGAUUGCAGAGCUUAAGGAGAGAUUGAAAGCGAGUCGUGAGACUAUAAAUUGUUUAAAAAAUGAAAUCAGAAAGCUUGAAGAAGACGAUCAGACAAAAGACAUAUGAGCGGCUGGUACUAAAUCAGCCGCAGAGCAGUGGGCACUGCAGGAGGGACCUGAGGCAGAUGCUUGCUGUCCCUGGGAGGAGCUGCGAGUGUGGUCACCGGCCAUGGCCAUGGCUUUCUCAGUGAGGGCUCCAGGUCCUCGAGCUGUCUUCCCUGGGGACAUCUGUGCUCUGAGACUUGAUGCUGGACAGCAUUCCGUGAUGUUAAGCACAACUUUUAAAGUAUUUGUUUUGUUUUUAAGUUGAACUGUAUGUGUAGUUUAUUUUCUUUCGAGCAGGCUUAAAAAUUCUUUUAUAAAGUCUAACUUGUGCAGGUUUGUACUUCUCUACUGAUUAGAAUUAGUGAUUAGUCUGUGUGUUGAGUUCUUCAGGUCCACAUCCACCCCGUCUACCUCUUUUGUAUAUGAUGUGUCUAGGAAGUAUUUAAUAAAUGUCGUUUACUGCUCCUGUGUCUGCCUCUUGUGACUUCUCCAAUCACUUUACCACCUUGUGUUUUCAAAUAAAUAUUUGCUAUUCUUUGAGAA
This is a messenger RNA of Grammomys surdaster, 1410 nucleotides long. It is a transcript of the gene Yeats4, whose product is annotated as YEATS domain containing 4. Lineage: Eukaryota; Metazoa; Chordata; Mammalia; Rodentia; Muridae. The transcript has 7 exons. The record is from RefSeq and is a predicted model, not a curated record. Bases 206 to 889 code for a protein of 227 amino acids. Gene Ontology annotation, biological process: regulation of DNA-templated transcription.